UCUUCUUAGCGCGCGUUACGGAACGGCGUGUUCACGUUUCGACAUUUUCGAGCAUGUAUUUAUGGCGAACGAGGUGGUCGGCCCGGGGAGGGGGAUAAACGCGAGAGCGAACAAGGCGGAAGGUGGAAAGCGGAAAGUGGAAGGAGGAAAGAAAAGACGAUGAAAUGGUUUCAAAGCGGCGAACGCGCGAGCGAGUUCACCGAAGAAAAAGUACCGGCUUUGGUGGGGCAACGUAGCGAGGACGUAGCGGCGCGAUGGUGUGAGAACGCGGGUGUCACGCGGCGUUGGCAUGUCGGCAACGAAGGUAUAUACGCGUGCACGAGCGCGCGCGGGACCAACACCGAAACCAAGCCAGGAGGGAGAGAGGGAAAGAUAGAACGGCGAUUGCCGCUGCCGCUGCCGCUGCCACUACCGGUAGACAGUGGAGAGCGGCAGAGCACCACGGAGAACCGUGUUAUCGAAAGGAGUGGUCGUGGCGAUCGGAGACUAGACUGAAAUCGCAGACUCGAGUGUGCUCCCGGAUUCGUGCGUCGAUCCUGCUGACAUUCUCGCUCGCGACGUCCACGCGAUUCGGGUGAUCCCGAAGAUGGGUUAAACGGUGGUUAAUCGCGCGUAACCUCUCGCGCCGUGUUUCCACGAGUGAGUACACGGUGACAAGUACCUGUAGACGCGUGUCGAUCGACCUGUCGGCGCCUUGCGAGUGGUUCGAAGGGUAUCACGCGGAAAGGGAGCAAAGGAUAAUGCGCCGAAUCGCCGACGUUCGAGUUGCGUGAACAAGGACGAGGACGAAGAGGACGAAGACGACGACGAGGACGUAGACGAAGACGAAGACGAGGAAGACAGAUUUGCUGACGACAGCGCGUCGAAGCGCGGACAAUGCAGCAACUACGUGACCGACCGAGCUACGCUCGCCGAUACGACUAGCCAAGAUCAACCUCGAUCUCGAAACGUACCUCGUCGCAUCGUCGCCGUUGGUUAGUCGCUAAGAAUACUUGUGCAAUCGUCGAACGGAAGAAUUAUUUUGGUCGCGGUUGGCCAAUCGCGUGACGAUUCGCGCGAUAGAACAACAGUUCGGACGGCCGAGGCUCGCGAGGCGAGGUGCGCGAGUUGCUCCAUCAGAAACCGUUAAUCGCGAACUUGGAUCGGAUCGGGCUAAGUAGGACAGAGUGCAAUAAUCCUACUUAAGGAAGUGCUUACGAUCCGCGCGCGCGCGCGCGUGCGCAAGGCUACUCGCUCCGAGUUCCCGAAACCGUGAAACCGACCGACCGUUCGUUGUUUGUCGCAACCCCUUCGAACGCGUCGAGUCGCGAUCUAAACUCCCGGUAGUCCACGGGCUCGUCGAUCGCGCGUUCGAUCGCCUCGUUACGCGUAACGUAUCGAGUGAUCCGGACGUAAACGACGCUACGUGGAACAGCACGUUCGACGAUAAGUGUGCCGCGAGGAGAGACGGACGAUCGUUAUCGAAUCUAUUUCCGGAACGAAUCGGUAUCUUUCCUUCCAUUACUGCGAACGAUAAGGUUGUACGCGGUGAAUUGACGUCGAUCGGAACGAGACACGUUGCGAAACAUGGAUGUAAAAGCGAUCGCAGGAUCGCGCGGUCAACGGUGAGCACACGCGCGGCGGGGGCACACAGCGAAGACGACACACAGCGAAGACGAAAACGGUAUAGCCACGGCCGUGAAUAAUCGAUCGCGCGACUGUCGUUGCCUUUAGAAUACGUGGCGCGGAUCACGGAAAGUGGUUCGCGUGGUGUGCGCAACAAGUUCGAAAAAGCACGUGACCGUUGGAGCGGCUACCGGAGCAAACAUCCGAGCGGUGUAGAUAACACUUCUAACGCGAACCUUAUCCAAACCGCGUAUCCGUGUCGCUUUUUAUCUCCCUCCCUCUCCUCCGUGUUUUUCCUUCCUCAUUUUCACUGUACCUCUUACGUAUCGCUGGUCGAGUUUAAAAGACAAGCUCCGAAGAUUGUCGUCGAUAUCUGCUGGGAAAUUACGAAAUUCGAAUACAAGUGGGAAGAGGAGAGGAAGAAGAGAGGAUAAGAGCAUAGCGCAUCGUAGUGUUCCGUACCGUGUUGUGCUGUGAUUUGCUGUGCUGUGAUUUACCGUGCCGCGCGAGGCGUAAUUCGAACGAAUAAUUUCGUUGCACGUUCGGCCGGUGGACGUGUCCAUUUUUCUCCGGAGAACCGCGCGACAAUGCGACGAACUGGUUCAGGAUACAACGCGAUCGCUGUUCCGCCGAAAGGUGGACGCCGCUGAAUGACUUUCCCAUUUUGCGGGGUUGUUUUCGACUCGUCCGACCAGAGGACGAGACAAAUGCCUGUCGCGUCGGAAGACUGGGCGCCGCAUCCGGCCAACAUAACCAGUUCUAUUCCUAUCGUUAAAACUGCUACCAUUCAAACCACGACCACAGCUUGGAUGUCGCCGUACAGCAGAACUUCGUCCUCCGAACAUUCAUCAUCGAACAAUAACAACCUCCAUCACCACCAUCAUAAUUACAACCAUACUCAUCAUCACCUCCAUCACCGCCAUCACCACCGUCGUCGCAGUAACAGCAACGGCAGCAGCAGCAGCGGCACCAGUAACAGCAGCAGCAACAGCAACAGCAACAACAUUAACAACGUGAACAGCGCCAAUAACAACGUCAACAACAUCAUCAUCAACAACCACAACCACAGCAACAACAACAAUGGUGUCGUCAUACUCGAAGGUUGCAGGCCACCCCCGGCUACCACGGCUAGAAGGUUCCUUCGGUGGUUCAGCAGGCUCGGACAACCACCGUUGGGAAAAUCAGGGGUGUUGGAGAUGGCGGCCACGGAGAGCACGAUUCGAUUUAGCGGCCACACAUUGGACAAGGCUACGAAGGCCAAGGUGACGUUGGAGAAUUACUAUAGUAAUCUGAUAGCCCAGCACAUCGAGCGCAAGCAGAGGCUCGCGAAGCUAGAGGAAUCAUUGAAAGAUGAAGGGCUCUCGGAGCAACAGAAGCAAGAGAAGCGGCUGCAGCACGCUCAGAAGGAGACCGAGUUCCUUCGUCUGAAGCGCUCCAGACUCGGCGUGGAAGACUUCGAGCCGCUCAAAGUGAUCGGCAGAGGCGCCUUCGGAGAGGUGAGACUCGUGCAGAAGAAGGACACCGGACACGUCUACGCCAUGAAGAUUCUGAGAAAAGCCGAUAUGCUGCAGAAGGAGCAAGUGGCGCACGUCCGAGCUGAAAGAGAUGUCCUGGUGGAAGCGGAUCAUCAGUGGGUUGUGAAAAUGUACUACAGCUUUCAGGAUCCUAUAAACCUCUAUCUGAUAAUGGAGUUUCUUCCGGGCGGUGAUAUGAUGACACUGCUGAUGAAGAAGGAUACGCUUUCCGAGGAAUGCACGCAAUUUUACAUUUCCGAGACGGCUUUGGCGAUCGACUCGAUUCAUAAGCUUGGUUUUAUUCACAGAGACAUCAAGCCGGACAAUUUGUUGCUCGACGCACGGGGGCAUAUUAAACUUUCCGAUUUUGGGCUGUGCACGGGACUGAAGAAGUCGCACAGAACCGAUUUCUACAGAGAUCUCAGUCAGGCGAAACCGUCUGAUUUCAUGACGUCCUGCGGCAGCGGCAGCGGCGGAGCGAGGGACAGCAAAAGGAGAGCCGAGAGCUGGAAACGAAACAGAAGAGCGCUGGCCUAUAGCACGGUGGGGACGCCCGAUUAUAUAGCUCCAGAAGUGUUUUUGCAGACUGGUUACGGGCCAGCUUGCGAUUGUUGGUCUCUGGGGGUAAUCAUGUACGAAAUGCUAAUAGGUUAUCCUCCGUUCUGCAGCGAGAAUCCGCAAGAGACGUACAGAAAAGUAAUGAAUUGGAGAGAGACUUUGGUAUUUCCGCCGGAAAUUCCCAUUAGCGAGGAAGCUAAGGACACUAUAAUCAGGUUUUGUUGCGAAGCCGACAGAAGAUUAGGUGCGCAAAGAGGUAUCGAAGAGCUGAAGUUAGCGCCGUUCUUCCGCGGUGUUGAUUGGGAACAUAUCAGGGAGAGACCGGCCGCGAUUCCGGUCGAGGUACGUUCCAUUGACGACACCUCAAAUUUCGACGAAUUCCCGGAUGUAAAAUUAGAGAUACCAUCCGCGCCGAUGCCUCAGGACGGAGAAGUGAAUUACAAGGACUGGGUAUUCAUAAAUUAUACGUUCAAACGUUUCGAAGGAUUAACCCAACGGGGUACGCCGACCAAGAAAUAGCAACACCCUAUUCCUUGUUCGGUUACGACCGGCAGUCAGCAAUCUGACGCAGCUGCUAUUCCGGCCUUGGUACAUCAUCCGCACCCUCCGCUGUCAUCGACGACAUCACGAAUGGAUGGUUGAUCCGUUCUACUUUCCGUAUACGGCAUGGUCAAUCAUCAGAGGGUGAUUCGUUCUUGUCUCUGCGUAUAUGUAUACAUAUAUACACACACCGUAUGUCUAUGUAUAUAUACACACAUGUGAUGUGACGAUCGCGCUAUUAAAUGCAAGAAAAAUAACAGAAGGCAGAUGAAGAGGACGACGACGACGACAGCGACGACUACUACAACAACGACGACGACAGCGACGAUGACGAUAGCGACGAUGACAACAGCGACGACGACGACGACAAUAACGAUUGGCGUGUUAAAUAUCGCGUCGCGUCUUUGUCUGUAGAAAAAAAAAAUAACUAAGAACUAAGUGAACAACAUUUUGUAAACGAGCAAGUGCGAAAAUUGAUGCACAUGUGAUAUAGAAGAACCGAAGCAUUUAAUAGACCGCAGCGAAAUGUCUGCGGCUGUUUUUGCUACAAAGGACUGUGAAAAAUUAUUUCCGUUUUGCUCUCGGCAAAUUGUUUCUAUCUGACCUUCGAUGCGCAGCAUACUAAGCUCUCUGUCGUGAAAAUAUUAAUGGGAAAAGCAAGAUGGAGCCUCGGUCCGAUGAUUCUCGCAGUGCAUGCAAUUUUUGCGCAAAAUUUCAUUCGAUGCGUUCUUUCGUCCUUUUAACGUAACAUUGGCUCGGCUCUCCUAUUUAGCUCUCUUUCCAACGUUGUAUUUAUAGCUAGUGCUGUGAUAUGAAAUUGUUUGGAGAAAGUUUUGUAUACAAAUUGCUAUUUUGUCUGUUAACAAAUACUGAUCUUUACGAAUGUUGUAUUCUACUCGAUCAUCCCUACGUUUGUCCUAAAAAAUUUCGAUAUUUCUCGAUGUUAAACGCGUGUCAUAGAUUUCGCACUAUUCGAGAGCUAUUGUCCGGGAUUAGUUGUCAUACGCGAAAUUACGCGGCAAUGAUCAAUAUCAACGUAUCUAAUUAGUUUCCCCGACAUUCGACGAUCAUCCGGUCGCGUAUUGUUUCUAGUUUUCUCAAACGUUCGAGUUUCCUUUUCGUACAUUCCCGGUCGCGCGGCUGUUUGAAAUUUAUACCCAUCGCGUAGCAAACCAUGGGAGAAACCUUUGAUUUACGUGCCCGCGACGGUACGGUUCGUUGGACGUUAACUAAAUUCGAUAGCGGUACGAUUGCGAAGCGAACCACGCGGCACGAGCUUUUGCGAGAUUUUUGUGCUUUGCGAUCUUCUAUAUCAACGUACGAUGUAAAGCGUCGAAUAAAGCUAGAAUUGCGACGAAUCGAUACAGGGAUAAAACGAUUUGAGAUGCGUAAAAGGAGAAUCAUACGGGCACCGGGUCUCUCUCUUACCAAAGAAUCACUGAAAAUGCUUUCGUGCGCGUGAAAUUAGACGAGAUUAGACGAGAAUCGUAAGAAGCAUGAACGAGCGCUAAACUUGGAAGAGGACUCGUCUCGUAAAAGAAAAGAAAAAAAGAACACACACACCACACACACACACACACACACACACACACACAAAGGGCUCGUUCGUUGCCUUAUCAAGGUUCCUAACGCGUUCCAAGCAUACAGCCCAAUCGAUAACGAGCGAUCAAACAGAGAGAAGAAAAUUUCCCAACUCUGGAUA
Nomia melanderi (Alkali bee) is the source of this 5919-nucleotide messenger RNA. It is a transcript of the gene trc, whose product is annotated as Serine/threonine-protein kinase tricornered. Lineage: Eukaryota; Metazoa; Arthropoda; Insecta; Hymenoptera; Halictidae. Gene Ontology annotation, biological process: protein phosphorylation. Gene Ontology annotation, molecular function: ATP binding; protein serine/threonine kinase activity. The record is from RefSeq and is a predicted model, not a curated record.